CUCGUCCCACCCCGGGGUGUUUUGGGGGUCCCACCGAGGGGUUUUUGGGGGUCCCAUCGGGCGAGGUCUGACCGUGCCCCGCGUUUUGGGACGGUCCCUGCCGCGGCGCCUGGGAGAGGUGCGGAGCCUGUGCCUCGGUUUCCCCACCUGUGGGAAUAAAUACCUGCCCGUCAAGCCCUCGCAAUUGCUGCCGAGUUAAUCACCAUAUUAAAAACGACAGUGAUAUGGCUUUUUCAGGGGGGAGGAACCAUUUUCACCAGCGGCCACACCCCGUGGCCCAUUUCUCCGAUGGUGGGGGAAGAUUCGAGCGCUGCCGCGUGUCCCCGAGCCCCCCAAACCAGAGCGCAGCUCCUGUCACCCUUCCAAGGCCUCUCAGCAGCGGGAUGGGCGUUCCCUGGGUGCCGGGGUGGGCGUUGGCUCUGGGGAGAGCCUGGGGGCACCCAGGGGUGCCGCACCCACGGGGAGGGCAGGGCGUUUCCCCCCGCGCCCCCUCCCCAGCGCCCGCCGCCCGCGGCCGGUGAUUCACCGCCAGUUUCCUUUUAAGGCCGCGCUCGGCGGGGAGGAAGCAGAGGAGGAGGAGGAGGAGGAGGACACUCCUUGGACCUGGCUGGCUCCUCCUGCUCUCGCUCGAGGCUCCGACGCCCAGCCAAAAGCGAAUCCCGGCGGCAGCGCUCGGCAGAGGCUCCGAAGGCUCCCGGCCCCGCUGCUCGCCCAAGCGUCCGCCCCGCGCCCGCGUCCCAGCCAUGGCAAGAAACCACCAAGUGCAGAAGGCCAAGCUGGCCGAGCAGGCUGAGCGCUACGAGGACAUGGCAGACUUCAUGAAGGCGGUGGUGGAGCACGGGGACGAGCUCUCCAACGAGGAGCGCAACCUCCUCUCGGUCGCCUACAAGAACGUGGUGGGCUGCCAGCGCUCGGCCUGGAGGGUCAUCUCCAGCAUCGAGCACAAAACCGAAGAGGGCGACGACAAAGCUCAGGUGGUGAACGAGUACCGGGAGAAGGUGGAGCAGGAGCUGAACGCCGUCUGCAACAACGUCCUGGGCUUGCUGGACAAGUAUCUCAUCAAGAAGGACAGCGAUACCGAGAGCAAGGUCUUCUACCUGAAGAUGAAGGGUGACUACUUCCGAUACCUGGCCGAGGUGGCCAGCGGGGACGACCGGCUGUCGACAAUAGAGAAGGCCCAGGAGGCCUACCAAGAGGCCAUGGACAUCAGCAAAAAGGAGAUGCAGCCCACGAACCCCAUCCGCCUGGGGCUGGCCCUCAACUUCUCGGUGUUCCACUACGAGAUCGCCAACGCCCCCGAGCAGGCCAUCUCCCUGGCCAAGACCACCUUCGACGAGGCCAUGGGCGACCUGCACACGCUCAGCGAAGACUCCUACAAGGACAGCACCCUCAUCAUGCAGCUGCUCAGGGACAACCUCACGCUAUGGACAGCCGAGUGCGCCGGAGAAGACGGCGGCGAGGCUGGCGAAGAGCCCAAGAACUGAACGUCCCCUGCCGAGCCGGGGACCGGCCCCCACCUGCCCCUGCUCCAGACCCUGCGGCAUCUCUUCAUGGUUUUUUUUGUUUUGUUUUGUUUUGUUUCGUUUGGGUUUUUUUUUUUUUAUUAUUGGUUUUGUGGGGGAGGAGUCUCAGCUCCCCCCAGCCUGGAUACCGGGAAUUGGGGUGGUUUUGGCAGGGCCCUUCCCUCCUUCUGCCCCAUCCACUGCUCUGGGGAGGGGGAAAAGAGGGAGAGGGGGUGUUUCUGUCCUGGAGAGCUGCCAGACCCCAACUAUUUAACAUUUUUUUGUGGGGGGUGUCCAGUCUGGCUUGUGCCAGCUCCAAACCCCCUGUCCCUGUCCCUGGCGGGGACUGGAGCAGCCACAGGAGAAGGUGAGGGGGGGUCCGGGCAGCCCCCCCGUUCCGGGAGGGGGUCGCGUGUUGCCAAAGCCUCUGAGCGUCUCCAAUAAACCUUCUCCUGCA
Parus major (Great Tit) is the source of this 1959-nucleotide messenger RNA. RefSeq names its product stratifin (gene SFN). Gene Ontology annotation, cellular component: cytoplasm. The transcript has a single exon. The record is from RefSeq and is a predicted model, not a curated record. Gene Ontology annotation, biological process: signal transduction. Lineage: Eukaryota; Metazoa; Chordata; Aves; Passeriformes; Paridae. Gene Ontology annotation, molecular function: protein kinase binding. The coding region runs from base 744 to 1484 and encodes 246 amino acids.